UUCUAUCUCUUUCAGCAAACUUCAUUGCCACCCAGGCUACGAGCAAAAAUAAUCCCUAAAAAAUCACAUAAACAAUUUUUUUCGCUUUCGAUCUGCUGCUCUCUACCGUCUCUGAUCCCUAAUUUCACAACUAUUCUGUCAGCUUGGGAUGGCAUCAGUUUCCAGCCAGCCACAGUUCCGGUACACCCAAACUCCAUCCAAGGUUCUCCAUUUAAGGAAUUUACCAUGGGAAUGUACUGAAGAGGAAUUGGUCGAGCUGGGGAAGCCAUUUGGGAAGGUUGUCAACACAAAGUGUAAUGUUGGAGCAAAUAGGAACCAGGCUUUUAUUGAGUUUGCAGAACUAAAUCAAGCUAUUGCUAUGAUAUCAUAUUGUGCAUCAUCGUCUGAGCCGCCUCAGGUACGAGGGAAAACCGUCUACCUACAAUAUUCAAACAGGCAAGAAAUAGUGAACAACAAAACUACUGCAGAUGUUGCUGGAAAUGUACUCUUGGUAACAAUUGAGGGAGAUGAUGCACGUCUUGUUAGUAUUGAUGUCCUACACUUGGUAUUUUCAGCCUUUGGGUUUGUUUAUAAAAUUACUACCUUUGAGAAGACUGCUGGGUUCCAGGCUCUGGUGCAAUUUUCAGAUUCAGAGACUGCCUCUGCUGCCAAAGAUGCUCUUGAUGGGAGAAGCAUUCCAAGGUAUUUGAUUCCAGAGCUCGGACCAUGUUCUCUUAGGAUAACAUAUUCUGCGCAUACAGACUUGAGUGUAAAAUUCCAGAGCCACCGUAGUAGGGACUAUACCAAUCCUAUGCUCCCGGUUGCUUCAUCAGCUAUAGAUGCAAGUGGACAGUUUAGUCUAGGAGUUGAUGGGAAAAAAAUGGAGCCUGAGAGCAAUGUUCUACUUGCUUCCAUUGAAAACAUGCAAUAUGCAGUUACCUUGGAUGUUUUACAAACGGUCUUUUCAUCGUUUGGACCUGUCCUAAAAAUUGCCACGUUUGAUAAAAAUGGCGGUCUUCAAGCAUUGAUCCAGUAUCCAGAUGUCCAGACUGCUGUUGUUGCAAAGGAGGCUUUAGAAGGACAUUGCAUAUAUGAUGGAGGAUACUGUAAGCUUCAUAUCUCAUAUUCUCGCCACACUGAUCUGAGUAUAAAGGUUAAUAAUGAUAGAAGCAGAGACUACACCAUCCCAAAUACUCCAGUUCUAAAUUCUCAACCCCCAACUUUAGGACAACAACCAUAUUCUGGAGGCCCAGGCUUUCCUACUUACAAUGGUACGCAAUAUGCUCCUGGUCCUGAUACUCAUGCAGCGCCGCCGCCUCAUUCAACAGGCUGGAACCCAGCGAUGCCUCAGCAAAUGCAUAAUUACCAUUAUGGAGCCCCCCCGUCAAUGGGUCCUGGGGCAGUACCAUCUCACUUGCAAAAUGGGCAACCACACUCGGCUCCGAUGCACCCUUAUCGUCAUUAAUAGCACAGUUAUGAAAUCAUGGUGCAAAGUCAGAAGCCCCAGUCCCUGUUUCACUGGACAUGGAACUACUUCGUCGGUUAAUGGUACUGCUGUUUUGCACAUCCAUAUCGUCUUAAGUCGAUUUAUAAAAAAUUCAGGAUUCUGGUAGCCAAGGUUGUGCCUCCCUCCUAAAUGGGCGGUGUUCCAUGAAAUGUUGACUUAUCUUCUUUUGAGUUUUGUCGUCAUUUGUGUUGUAAUUUCUAUUGCUGUACCGUACGUACAUCAUAGCUUAACUGAAUAGCAUAAACUUCAAAAGAGCAAGGUGCAACCGUGUGCAGUUUGCGGCUUCGAUGUGUGCUUA
Messenger RNA from Salvia splendens (bonfire salvia), 1784 nucleotides. Its product is annotated as polypyrimidine tract-binding protein homolog 2. The transcript has 11 exons. The coding region runs from base 149 to 1444 and encodes 431 amino acids. Lineage: Eukaryota; Viridiplantae; Streptophyta; Magnoliopsida; Lamiales; Lamiaceae. The record is from RefSeq and is a predicted model, not a curated record. Gene Ontology annotation, molecular function: RNA binding.